GGCUCGAAGGGCCGAAUGGCCUACUCCUGCACCUAUUUUCUAUGUUACUUACUGUUUGAUAGGAGACCUAAAGACCGGAUUGCAAACCAAACCAGAAUGGCACAAUGGAGGUUGCUACAACAAGGAAGAGAUAUUCAGACAAAACGAAUGAAGACUCUCACUUUUAUGUUGCAUAAUCUGAUGUACAUAUGAGAAACCCAUAAGAGUCUGGUAACAGUCAUAACAAGUCCCAUGAGACCGUUUGUGCUGAAACAGAAGGUAGGGAAUAGGGGAAGAAGUGGCAAAGAGAAAAGGCAUGACAGAAUACACUUACACGAUAAAUCACAGACACCAUAUUACAUUUUUUGUGGUCUUUUUGUUUCUUCAGUGGUUUUGGAUGGGGAACGAAAGACUGUGGAAUUUACCUAGGCGACCAAGUAAGAAAGAAGCUGGAUACUAUAUGAAGGGGUAAAGUAAGGUUAUUAUCAUCCAAGCAUGGAUUUGGUUGGAAAAGACGAAUCACCUUCAGCCUCAGCAGAUGGAGAAGGAGAGGCAAAGCCAGACCAAAAAAGCCACUUGCCUCCAAAACUGUUGGCUAAAAUCGAGCGAAACCGGCAAAGAGCACUGCUUCUGAGACAAGCCAGAUUGGCAAGCAGGCCUUACACUCCCGUUGGUACAAGUAACAAUAUUACAAAGCCAGCACACAAAGUAGUAGAUACAGGAGGAGGGUUCUUUCUGGAAGAGGAGGAGGAUGAGAUGCAAGAAGUGAAUAAAGUCAUACAUCAGCCAGGACCUUUCAUGGAAUUUGAUUACUUAUUAUGUGAAGAAUGUGGUAAAGAGUUCAUGGAUUCCUUUCUGAGCAGUCACUUUGAUCUUCCUGUCUGUGACAACUGCAGAGAUAAUGAAGAGAAACACAAACUUAUCACUCGAACGGAUGCCAAGCAGGAAUUUCUGUUGAAGGACUGCGACCUGGACCAAAGAACUCCUGCACUCAAAUUUACUCUGAGGAAAAAUCCACAUAACAUUCAAUGGGGUGAAAUGAAACUUUACCUGAGGUUGCAGAUAGUAAAACGGUCCCUAGACGUGUGGGGUAGUGAAGAGGCUGUGCAGCAGGCUAAAGAAACAAGGCAGGAGAACAGAGAGAAAAUGAAGCAAAAGAAAUUUAAUAAAAAAGUGAAAGAGCUUCGCCGAGCCGUGAGGAGUAGCCUGUGGAAAAAGGAAUCUGCCUCGCAUCAACACGUGUAUGGGCCUGAAGUAUACCUCGAGGAGGAAGAUGAGUAUAAGAAGACUUGUGCAACAUGUGGCCACCAAUUAAUUUAUGAAAAAAUGUGACUUGAUCUAAUGGCUCCUGUAUAGAAUGUAUAUUUGUCACUUCAAGAAUUGUAUAUAGUUUAUUUUUAAUAAAUCAAUUUGUGCAGAGUUGUUUAUUUA
Molecule: messenger RNA, 1410 nt
Organism: Amblyraja radiata (thorny skate)
Lineage: Eukaryota; Metazoa; Chordata; Chondrichthyes; Rajiformes; Rajidae
Gene: xpa
Product: xeroderma pigmentosum, complementation group A
Exons: 7
Coding region: 475-1311 (278 amino acids)
Biological process (GO): UV-damage excision repair; nucleotide-excision repair involved in interstrand cross-link repair; base-excision repair
Cellular component (GO): nucleotide-excision repair factor 1 complex
Molecular function (GO): damaged DNA binding
Source: RefSeq, a predicted model, not a curated record